AUGGUGAAGGGAGAUCUUGGAGAUGCUGAGGAGAUAACGGCCGACAUGCUGGCGAGGGUUAGAGAUGAGUUGGAUGCGGAAUAUGUGGCGUUAUUGUAUCGUGAUGAGAAGAAGUACCCUGGGAAGGGCAUCCGGCCGCCUACUACCAACCCGAAUCGGGAUGUGCUGCGGAGGUCGGGACAGGAGUUCAGCGCUAAGGAGAUUGCUUGGGCUCGCAAGGCGGUGGCUGCCGAAGCGCAGGAGAGCUUGGAGGAGGGCAAGCCGCUCGUGAGUGGAUAUCCGACUGGGGAGAGGGAGGUGCAGGACGUGAUGUCGAAACUGGAAGAAGAUGCGGUCUUUGGAUAUGUGCCGUCAGAGAAGAG
Perkinsus marinus ATCC 50983 is the source of this 362-nucleotide messenger RNA. RefSeq lists its product as hypothetical. The annotation marks the transcript as partial. The record is from RefSeq and is a predicted model, not a curated record. The transcript has 2 exons. Lineage: Eukaryota; Perkinsozoa; Perkinsida; Perkinsidae.